Spodoptera exigua (beet armyworm) is the source of this 693-nucleotide messenger RNA. Lineage: Eukaryota; Metazoa; Arthropoda; Insecta; Lepidoptera; Noctuidae. The record is from the annotation of a GenBank genome assembly.
AUGGGCCCGAAAACUAACCCCUCUAUAAAUCUCCGCGCGGCGCCCAUUACUCGCGAUAGCGGCCGCCCACCGCAGCCCGCGCCCCCGCCGCGCCCCGCCGCCCCCGCGCUCGCCAGCACUGCGAGUGACGCGUUACGUGCGCGUUCAUCAUGUGCGCUGCAAUUUAUGGAAAAGCGCAUUUCCCUUGCGUGCUGGGCGCGCCCCGCCCCGCCCCGGGGCGGAGGCUGCGCGCGGCCGCCGCCGCCUCCCGCCGCCAGUGGGCGCGCGCUCUCCGUCAAGUGUACACGCGUCGACGUGCCGCGCGGUGUUGUUCGCUCCAGUGAUCCUCAGUGCUCUUCAUCAGCUCGUGCCAGUGUCAGUGAUAUACUAAGCCAGCCGCAGGACAGCAGCCAGCACACUAACUACACGGGGCCCGCGCAGGAAUUACCCGAUUUUACGCUGGCAGUACUGGCAGCUACUUCCAGCGUCUGGCUGCUACCUGCAACCCUUCUGACCUACUUACAGACGUCAGACGGCAAUAAAGACGCGGUGACGUGUCGCCGGCGCCGGCGCAGGUCAGACCUGGCAACAAGCAAUCACCACGCUGACUCAGGCAGGAACUGUGGCGCGGGCAGAGCGCGGUGUCUCGCCAGGGAACAAAGCAGGCAUUGUGUGGCCACUGAUAACACUGAUAGUGCGGAGCAGGAACAAUAG